GGCAGGAAAGCGUUACUUGGUGACGGUAGCUGGGCGGAGCAGCACGUGUCUUUUGGCACCCAUCCAAACACCCUAACUGGAAGCUCGAGAAGAACUCUGAUCAGAGGGGCGUGCUUCUGCAGCUGUACUGUGAGGGUACCUGAGAGCAUUCCAAGCUAGAGGGCUGGAAGCAAUACAGCAGUAGAUGGAAAUCUGCUCUGACAACAUGUUCUUGCUGAACUGGUGGAGCAUCCACAACCUGUGGCUGUCACAGACGAUGGGAACAGCGUCGGAGAAAAGCUGCCAUUCAGCGUACCAGCUGCUGAGUGGACUUGGAAUUCCAGCCUUGGAUCAGGCAUCUUCGCCACAGCGCCAGCAGCCACCACCGGCCGCCAGCAGUUUCCCCUCCAUCGAGGACGAGGAAGCGCGCCACGCUCCUCUGAAUGACGUCACUGGAGGAACCUCACCUGCCAGCAGCGAAGUCCGCGCCACCAUCUCCAUAUUCCACGAGCCAAUCCCGAGAGAUGAUGCCAACCUCUCAGCGUAUCUGUCUCGAAAAACGUCAGUGGACACAAGCUCUGAUAACAUUGCUCCACAAGCGGAGCCCUCCUUUCAGAAUACAACAGCUCACGGGAGGCAGCCAUAUGCUUUUCCUUCCACCUCAUCUUUUGGUCCAUAUGGACCACACGGUAGCCACCAGUCUUUGGGAUUUUCAGUGCGGCCACGCCCAGCGUCUCAUAACGCGGUCGGCGAUGUUUCAGAUAACUGUCCAGAAUAUGAGGGGUCAACUGACCCGCCUAAGGCCAACCACGAUGUACCAAGCCACACAGACUCAGACUCUGAGCUUGACGAUUCUGACGACGGCGACGGCGACGGCGACACCCCUGUGCAGCCAUCUAAGCAGGGACGGCCUGACUCACCCAUCCGACGUCCGACCUACACUCAUUUGUCGGACGUUUCUAAUGAUUCAGUAGAUGAUUCAGAUGGGAAAAAACAAGCAACAGCUUCACACCCUAAACCUUGGAAACGGAUUGAGAAUGCAUAUGUACAAGCCUUACCUCCUUACAGCUCUUUUCUUGCAAGUCAGCUCCUCCUCAUAAAUGGCAGACCCGGUACCAUUUCUGCUGCAAUGGUGGAAGAGUACCUUUUCAAUAUAUUGAUUCAGGCACUGCCGAAGACCAGGUUGUUGAAACUCUUGUCGAAAUGGCAGGCUCGGCUAAGUGACAAUAUUCCGAAUUUUAAAACGGAAAAGGCUUCAUUCCGUGGGCAUCAUGUCCCGAACGCCACACAGAACUCUGUCACGCAACAGUUCGGAAACAUCAAUGUAGACAGAGGGCAAUCUAUGGACAGAGAAGCAACUCGCAAUAAACAGCAUCACAGAAGUUACAACAAUGAAUAUGAAAUGGUUGAUCCUACUCCUGAUGACGAGAAGAAAGUGGCAGGAGCCCAGGAGGAAAAGCAGCAGGUAGGUGAGCAGUCGUCACCGCUUGGGGAGCAGCAAUUUCAGCAGAAUUCCAUCAUCCAGCCACACAUCGAGCAGAUGCAGCCUGGAGAUCCUCCAGCGAUGCAUUCGCUACCAGAAGAUCCUCCACCAAUGGGCGCUGAGGCUUGCACACCUGCUGUCCAGCUGCCAGCCCCGCUGGCACAGGAGUUUGUGUUACCAAUUCUUCUCAAUGAAGCAGGUAUGCAGUCAGCCGCAUUGUCAGAAGAGGCAGCCGUAGCACUCUCACCACAGUCUCCCAUGCAGCUCUGUUCACCCCAAUCAUUCUCCCAUGUCCAGGACUGCACCACAGAGGAACCAGCUGAAAAUCGACCAGGGCCUGUGGCUCCAUCUGCAGAGCUUGUGUCAGGACUCCCUGCAGAGCUGUUAUCUUCCUCACAUGAUCAUCCCAUGGAGCCAAUUUUUGUGGCUGAACCAUCUGCGCUGCUGCCAGCUUCUGUAGCUGAACAUCCAUCCCCAAUGGAAUCAGAGCCCGAGCCAUCUGCGCUGCUCCCAGCAUCUCUGCCUGAACAUUCACCCCCAAUGGAAUCAGAGCCACUACUGGGGACAUCUCAAAGCGUGGUAGCGCCCUCCUCCUGCCAGGUCCCUGCAGAACAAGAUGCACGCAAAGCACGUACCGGGUUCUUCGAGAGGAGGAGCAGGGAACCGUGGGACCACAAAGGACUUUUUAGCUUUGUGGCGCGCCACGCUUUUACCUUACCUCAACAUGUGUGGGCUGAACGUAAAGAGGGGCAGCCCAGGCGAAGUAUGCGCAUUGCAAUGAAGAAACAAGUCAACACCUAUUUCCCACGUGAGAGACUGUCUUGAAAGUCAGCAUCUAAUAAGAGAAUUGGCUCGUGCUGAACUAGCAUGGGCGCAGAAAUCUGAAAUAAUAUCUUUGUCUGUAGCAUAUAAACGAGGUAAUAUGUGUGUUUUGAUGAGGAGGUGUAAACAUUUAUUGAGGAAGCUGAAGGUAUUUAUACUUAAUGUUUCUAGUUCAGUGGUGGAUAGGUAAAUGUGUAAUAGCCAUAAUAUAU
Messenger RNA from Schistocerca nitens (vagrant locust), 2496 nucleotides. RefSeq lists its product as uncharacterized. The record is from RefSeq and is a predicted model, not a curated record. The transcript has 2 exons. NCBI's taxonomy places the organism in Eukaryota, Metazoa, Arthropoda, Insecta, Orthoptera, Acrididae. Bases 185 to 2287 code for a protein of 700 amino acids.